Molecule: messenger RNA, 2715 nt
Organism: Hyaloscypha bicolor E
Lineage: Eukaryota; Fungi; Ascomycota; Leotiomycetes; Helotiales; Hyaloscyphaceae
Product: HHK17, histidine kinase-group VII protein
Exons: 2
Coding region: 1-2715 (904 amino acids)
Biological process (GO): phosphorelay signal transduction system; protein autophosphorylation
Molecular function (GO): phosphorelay sensor kinase activity; histidine phosphotransfer kinase activity
Source: RefSeq, a predicted model, not a curated record
AUGCCAGAGCUACACGACUUCCCAAGAUCCUUCGACGCAAGGCCUUGCGGACCCCGAACAUACAGACCACACAGGCAGAGGACGAGAGUUCGGUUUGCUCGCGAUAUAAAGAGUCCGUCUCGGGGACGGGCUGGGGAGGGGGAGAUGAAUAUGGAAACAACGGCGGAUGAGGCGAGAUCACAGAGACCAUCAGAUGAGUUGAUAGACAGAGCUUCGCUAUGUCUACCCCAUUUCGGCAAGAAUUCUAUAUUGCAUGGGGGAGACGAAGGAUUCAAAGAUGUUCUCGGACAAUACUUUCCGUCCGCUGAAAGUAAUGCUGCGGAGCGUCUGGUCGACCUCAAAUCAAGGCUGAGGGCUGCGUCAACACACGAUUUCUGGGGGAUAUUGAUGGAAGAGAUGUGCGAUAUCACUGGUGCUCAAUGUGGAUUUGUUGCCAAACGGAUGCAUGUGGAUGACCAGGACAGUGCGGUUGAGAUGCCAGAGCUCGGCGAACCCGGAUCAUGUCUGAUGGGAGUUGCAUUUUAUCUCACCAAUGGUUCCGACGUCAAUGAACUAUAUCGAGAUUAUCGGUAUCAUGCCUAUGGCACACCAUAUGCUCACAUGAAGUAUGACAAGAUAUUCAUUGUACCGGAAAGGAUGGAAGAGUUUGUACCCAACAAUCCAAAUCCAAUGCCGUGGACGCAUUCAGAGGCCUUCAUAGGGGUCCCUCUCUUCACCGAAGGGAAGUGCUUCGCUCAUUUUGGGAUGACCUGGUCUUCGGAGGGUGCCAGUACGAGGAAGCUGGGUUGGGCAUUCAUUGAGAUGUUCUUGCACUCACUCGAGGACAUGAUUCUUGCGCGGAUACUGGAAGGGAGAGGUUUCGCCAAGGAGAUGGCCCCACCAGACACAGCACCGGCCGAAGUCAUACCCCUUUCUGCCAUCACAGGUUCGCAGUCUCUCAAGCCCUACGCCCGCAGCCUUUCGCAUGAGUUGAAAACACCUAUGCAGGGAGUUGUAGGCAUGUUGGAUAUAAUGUACUCCACCGUCCUCGAUGCCAUCGCGAGCCAACAGAAUGGCAGAGCCCGUGAUGUCUUCAAAGACCUCAAGAGCCAUAUUGAGGUAGUCCAAGACAGUUCUAGAAGAGCUGUUGAAGCCGCUGACAACGUUGUCCAUGCGUACGAUCUCAACAUGCAGAUGCCUGAAACCCCUUUGACCCCUAGUGACAUGGAUAUGAGAAGAGGGUUAACGACGCCUGCCACAAGUUACUCUCGCCGGCAGACUCCCACAGAGGAAGCCGAACUACUCUUGUCGCCAAUCUCCAAAAAGCGUGAGAGAACCGAGGAAUGCUGUCAUCCAGGCCCAUCGCUGAAACGCAUGUUCACGAUGACCGAAGCCGAAAUACUGCAUACCUAUUACCCCAUGGAGAUAUCCAAGCCGAUGAAUGGAGCCACUAUUGCCAUUACAGAAACCCUUCCUUCCACCAAAGCUUGGUCGGAAACAGAUUCGGAGAAUUGCGAGCAGAAGCAUAGCCCAACCGUUACUUCGGGUAUCAUGAGCCCAACUCAUAGGCGGAUAGCCACCCGGGACUUUAUCAGAAGCCUUGUUAAUGACGCACUGCGAAAUGGCCACCCAACGAGUGAAACUCAUAAAGAAACCAGCUUGGGCGAGAUCAUUGAGGUCAAAACCAUAGGCUCUAGGGGUGAGGUCCAAGAUAGGACGAUAUUUCUGGAAAUUGAGUCAGAUGUUCCUGAAGUCAUCAUAACUGAGGAGCAACAUCUUCAAUUUGCCCUUCAGAAAUUGGUCGACAAUGCUAUCAAGUUCACUGAGCGUGGCAGGAUUACGAUUACUGUCAAGAUCGGCAGAGGCUCGCAAGUUGUCGAAAUUUGGGUUGUUGAUACAGGGUGUGGUAUUGCCGAAGAGUCGAAGUUGAAUCUAUUCAAGCCUCACUUCCAGGAAGACGCUUCCAUCAGUCGAUCAAGAGACGGUCUUGGCCUGAGCUUAUUCAAUGCCAAGGCACAUGUGAGGAAGAAUCUUGGCGGCGAAGUCACAUUGGAACGGUCCGAUACGGAUGGACCUUUGAAGGGUUCAGAGUUCUUGAUUCGCUUGCCGAUUACGACCUUGGAUAUGAGCAAUCUCGACGCAGCCUUGGUAGGAACGCCACCUCCAAUAUUCCUCCAGCGUCGACCUUCACCAGCCGUAGAGCCUUCUGUGGCCUCUGCCCCGAUCUCUUUAGAGCAUGCCCGUACUUCAUCCGGUGUAUCGUCUCUUCCGAAAUCACCAAAGCCUGCGCCUCGCAAACGAGUGGCUUUCAAUCCACAACUGGCCCAAGAAUAUCCUCUGAACAUCCUCAUCGCCGAGGAUAAUGCCAUUAACCGCAACGUCGCCAUUGGCUCACUCAACAAACUCGGUUACGGAAACAAUAACAUCACGGUUGCAUUUGAUGGCGUGGAAGCGGUCAACCACUACAAAGCUUCCUUGGCACUACCACCUGCGCAACGAUUUGAUGCUGUAUUGAUGGAUAUCUGGAUGCCCAAUAUGGACGGCUAUGAAGCAACGACGAAGAUCAUGGAUAUCGCGAAAGCCCAUGGAGAGACGACGAAGAUCAUUGCGGUCACAGCAGACAUCACAAGCGACUCCAUCGACCGAGCCAAGGCCGCAGGCAUGCAGGACUUCCUCGCGAAACCCUACAAAGUACUGGAUAUCGAGCAUUUGAUUGUCAGCAACUUCCCAAAAUGA